This is a messenger RNA of Anneissia japonica, 1185 nucleotides long. Its product is annotated as carboxypeptidase N subunit 2-like. Gene Ontology annotation, molecular function: protein binding. Bases 1 to 1185 code for a protein of 394 amino acids. The transcript is spliced from 2 exons. NCBI's taxonomy places the organism in Eukaryota, Metazoa, Echinodermata, Crinoidea, Comatulida, Comatulidae. The record is from RefSeq and is a predicted model, not a curated record.
AUGGCACUUCCUUCUAGGAUAAACCUAAAUUCUCAAUACUUAUUUUGUAUGGCUGCACUGUGUUUCCUGAGCUGUAUCUCACUAGAAUCUGGUGGACAUAUUCAGAAUAUUACAGAGCCUGCAUGCCCUGAGGUAUGUUCCUGCACUUUACAAGGUCUCGUAAAUUGCUCGUACCGGAAUCUUACCAGCAUUCCAGAUAAGAACAAACUGCCUGUAGAUUCUAGUGUGUACCUACUGCAAGACAAUAGCAUCAGUGUGCUAAGUAGCAAUAGCUUUAAUACAACUCCUAAUUUGACCUUUCUCGACUUCUACCAAAACAAACUGAUUUACAUCGAUGAUAAUGCUUUUGCUGGCCUUGGCCGCCUGCAGGUGUUGAAUAUUUCAUAUCAAUUCCUCGACCACCAUAUCAUUCCUAUUCAGAAAAUUAGCAGAAACUGGUUCAAGGGGCUUACUCAGCUUACAGUCGCCAAGUUGAUGGUCAUUGGUGCUGAGGUAAUCGAAGAUUACGCUUUUUCUGAUAAUCCAAAUAUAGAAGAGAUUAAUCUGAGUUCUAAUAAUCUGGUGGACAUUCCAGGUCACCUAUUUCAACAUCUUCCUAAGUUAAAGAUCAUCCAGGUAUGUUGCAACCGUCUCACAGAAAUUGAUGGUGAACCUUUCUUUGGAUCAAACCAUGUUGAAGAAAUACAACUAUACACUAAUAGCAUCAAUAAGCUCCAUGAAAAUGCUUUCAAAAACAUGAAAAAUAUAUCUCUUAUUAACUUAAAUGCCAACCAAUUAACCUCAGACAACAUCCCUUGCCAAACUUUCAGAGGAUUAAGACGCUUAACUAAACUCUACUUGUACAACAACAAAUUGAAAACCAUAAAAAAAGAAUGGUUUCAGGACUUGACAUCCUUGGAAGAAUUUCAUGCUGAUGACAACAGUGUCACAACCUUGGAUGAUAAUGUGUUUAAAAACUGCUUAAACCUGAAAGAAAUUGAUUUAAGCUACAACUUUAUUGUUGAAAUUCCCAGGAAAGUGUUCAGUGGACUACCGAAUUUGCUGAAUGUUAUUUGCUCUCACAACCGAAUCGACAACAUUGGUGAUGAUUCUUUCCAAGGUUCCAGUCACAUCAUCAAGCUCAAUUUUGACGCUGGAUCCAGUCUCCUGACGUCAGACCAUACGUGUACAAUUUGGAUGAAGUGA